CUUCCGAUGAUUUGGAACGUGACAGCAGAGAACGUGUAAACAAACACUUUGUGGUGCAUUCUAAAGACAACCUUUUUCACUCAAUGUCAUAAAGUCAGCAAUGUGUAGUAUAGUUGCUUAAAUUUUAUAUUCUGUAGUGUCACAGCGAUGAAUAAACUAACAGAUGUUAAGAUAAACAGGCUCUUCAUCAGCUAUGGAUGAAGAGCUAAAUCAAGCUUUUUAUGCACCAAAGAAGCUUUUCAAGAAAAGGGUAAGAGAGGAAUCAGGAUCUGAGGAUUGGGCACAAUAUUUUAAUAGCGAUAGUUUCUUAGAUUCACCGUCUUCCAUUGACAUCAAUUUUCAUGAUUCAAGGUCUUUCUUGCCUUUGAAUAACGGAGGAUUUGUAGAGGACAGUUCAAAUAGUUUUACCACAAAAUUAUUGAAUGGCACUACUGAUAAUGAAACUACUAAAUUUUACACAACCCUUAAACAACCAAAUGGUCUGACUUUUUCUGAUGACAGUAGAUCCAUUGGUUGGAGUAGUUUUGAAAGUUUACAGGAAAAGAGAACUCUAAAAUUGAAUCAUAUUCAUCAGUUGAAUAGAACUUCAGUUGAUACAUCUUUUAUAAAGUCUGAACCUGAUGAUCUCUUUGAUUAUUGUGGACAAAGUAGUAUCACAGUAAACAAUUGCCACAAUAUUCUAGUAAAUGGUUACAGUGAUGGAAAUGUUCCUUUAGAUAGCUUCAAGGAUUAUAGAUCCUCUUUUCCAAAAGAAAAAAUCACUCGAUACGAAAGAAGUGAUGAAGCAAUAAAUUUGACCGUGAAUCAGAAACAGAAAACCUCAGAAACAACAUAUGCAGAUAUCCUUAAAGAAAAACUGUUCAAGGAAGGUUCUCAUUUUAUUGAAAAAUUUUCUCUUCAGUCUCUUAAAGAACAUCUUCAUGAAGAUAAUCAAGAACAGAAAAAUCUUAUUCCCAUUAGCUGUAUACAUAGUACAAAGAAUAGUGCAAGGAAUAUAAACUUAUUAGAAUUGAAAUUGGAGGUAAUGGACAACCCUGCAGUCAGUAGACCUGGUUUAGUCAAGGAUAUAUCCCUUCACCAUUUAUCACCUGGGAACCAGUAUGACAAUCAAGUCUCAUCAACAAAUUUUGAUUUGGAGACAAUGUCUAAUUCCCAGAUGACUUCAACACAAACAAUAAAUGAUGAUGAUUUGGAUGAUUUGAUAGAGUCUGAGAUUUUAAAGACAUCAUUUCCUUUAGAAAAUGUUGGUGUAGACAAAGUUUCUUCUAGUGAUUCUAAAAUGAACCAAGAAAAUAGUGAUGUAACACCACAAAAGAAGCAAGGUAAAAAGUGGAUGAAAGGUGAUAUGAUUUGCCAGGUUUGUGGUGAUAAAGCAGCUGGAUUUUACUGUGGAGCCUUUGCUUGUGAGGCUUGUAAGAAAUUCUUCAUGAGAUCUUGCAGGAAUGACAAGACAAAAUAUGUUUGUUUACGUGAUAAGAAAUGUCAGAUGACAGCUGAAAGUCGUGUCCAGUGUCAGUACUGUCGUCUACAGAAAUGUUUGUCUCUAAACAUGUAUAGUCCAGGAAGUGAUGUUAAAAAAGAAAAUGUAGGAGAUAUUCCUUGUCGUGUUUGUAGUGCUCCAUCAUCAGGAUUCCAUUUUGGAGCUCUAACCUGUGAGGGGUGUAAGGGAUUCUUUAGAAGAAUGGCAAAGGAGAGGGAGCUUGGUAAAUACAGAUGUUCAAAAACAGGGUCAUGUGAAAUUAAUACCUCCACCAGAAAUCUGUGUAAAAGUUGUAGAUAUAAGAAAUGUGUUGAUGCUGGCAUGUCUAUAGAAGGAAGUAGAAUUGGAAGACAGCCAAAUGCAGUCAAAUAUGCGAUCUCAUUAGAAGUUAAAAACCAAUCAGGGACAAGAACAGAAGGGGAUGACAGAGUAGGGUUUUCAUUAGAAGACUUGAGUAGUAAUUCUGUAGUGAAAACUGAAAUAGAUUCUCCUGAAUCUGUUCAGAUCAAGAGACCACAUAAUAAAAGUAAUGAAGAAGAUGGCUCUUCCCCACAGAAGAUAGCCAAGCAGAUGUCUGUGUUUAAACCUGUGUGUAGAGCAGAUUAUGAGGAGACAAUAAAAUGGAUUGAAGAUUGUGAUAAAGAUUUGAAAAGUAUUCAGAUAACUAAGAGGGAUAGUGAGAAGAAUAUUUUAAUUAUAACAGAUGUGGCAGAGAUUUGGGAAGAAAUUGUCAAACCAUUUUACUACCAUUCUUCUGUUAUUAUCAAAUUUGCCAAAAAAUGUCAACCAUUCCGUAAACUUGCACUGGAAGAUCAAGUCCGGAUGCUACAGCAGGCCCUUUAUCCAAUAAGUAUAUUGAACCACUGUAGAUAUUACAUUUUGGAAACAAAACAAUAUUCCUAUUUUGGAUGGUCAGUGGUAGAGAGGGAACAUAUUUGGAAAUAUUUCCCUUUUUAUCGUAUUCUCGGGGAACAUUUUGAAAAUACCGGUGAUAAUGUGAAGUUACUUGGUUUAGAUGAUGAUGAAUUUACAAUUCUUUCAACUCUUGUUUUGCUCAAUCCAGAUGUGCCUGGUCUUAUAGACAAAGAAAAAGUUAGACAGCUUCAAGCAGAACUGUUAGACUUUUUAGAAUAUUAUCUAUCAAUUACCUAUCCUGAUCAGCCCUCUAGAUAUGGUUUGGUGUUAGUGAGACUCAGUGAAUUAAAUUUUUAUGCUUUCCAACAUUUGGAAGGUAUCCGAGAGAUGUUACGGGUUUAUCCUUUCCUUAGUAUGCCACAGUUAUACAGGGAGAUGUUUAUCAAUGUUUAAAUAAAGAUCUUUUCACUGGAAUCAAACACAUAUCAGAAGUUACGGGUUUUCACAGUAACCACAAGAUAUUAUUACCCAUCAUCCUACAGGAAGUUGUGAUUGAUGACAGAUUUACUGAUGUAUUUAUUUGUUAAGACUGAUGUUAUAAUAUUUACUGUUGAACAUUUUUUUAAGAAGUUUUAAAAACUUGAUUUCUUUCUGCUUGACUUAUAAGGUCAAAAACUUCUGUACUUUCUUGGUUGUCAAAAAUAUUAUUUUGGAAAAAGCAGACGUUGAUUUUCUGAAAAUACAAUUUGACAGAUUAAGAUUAUUUGCCUUUAUAAACCAUUUUUGAUGACAGUUUUAUUUAGUUUUUCACAGCAAAUUUGAAGGGGCCUUGUGAGAACACUCUGGUUAGGUCUGCAUAGGUAUAUACACUUUAUAUGUCACAUUACUCUUAUUUAACUGACUUUUAAGUAAUAAACAAAAAAUCAGUUGUGAGAUACAUUGACCUUCCAUAAUGUAAUUAGGUACUGUUGUGCAUCUAGGGCAGUAUAACAGCAUUUAACACAUAAUUGGCUUUACCUUUAUGACUUAGUUCAACUUUGAAGUAAUGACCCACAGUUUUAUAACAUGGUAUAAGGGAGUAAAAUAGCCUUCUAACAUACAAUAAGUCACCUGACAUACUUUUUAUGCCUAAGUUUAGUUUUCAGAAGUGAUCUUUGUAAGGAUGCAUAUAGUGGUGUAUAGUAGAAGUCCACCAAAAAGUAAGUCACUCUGGCAUUGGAAAAGUUAUGAUUAUUAUUAAUAAUUGUGAUGUUUAUACAUUGUCUAUUUGAAAAGACAGGUCUUUCUUACUUUUCACAACUUAUUGAGUUUGAUAACUUUAACCUCCGAAUUUAGUUUUAGGAUACAAAUUGAUCUUUUAUCUAACACUAACCCAUAAAACAGAUGUGGGGUCCGUAGAAGCAUAACUACCUCCAAAUAAAAGUACCGGUAAGCCAUCCUUGCAUACAUUUCAUGCUUCAAUACCUAUGGUUAAAUUUGAUAUUAUUUCUCCAACACUUUAAACUUACAAUGAUGUGUGUAAUGAUAUAUUUGAUUCUGUUGGUUGUUAUUGCCAGCCCAAAUUAAAUCAACAUGUUAUAAUAACCAACAUGUCAGUCCUUUUUACACUGAUUAUAGAUCAAAGAUCAUAUAAGAUUUUGUGUACUUGUGUGAUUAUAGAUACAUAAUAAAUUUUGUCUCAUGUUAGUUUCUGAGCAGUAUUAUGUUAAUUACAUAGUCCACACUGGAAGUUGUCAUGAAAAACAACUUUGAAUUUAGGUUUUUAUCAGUUAAGAUCGAUUUUACUUAUAUCUAGAUUGUUAAGCAGUGCACAAGAUGGUUGCAAGGUAAAAAUUAAGGUUUUGGAAAUUUUGUUGUUAUAAGGUUUUCAAAAUUCAUACUGUACUUGGAAUUCUUUACACAAAAAUGAUUUGCUCCAAAUGGAGUAAUUGGUAAAUAGUGAUUAAUAUAUUUGUUUCUUUAUAGUUGGAUUUGAUCAGUAUUGAAAAAAACAUAACACAAGUGUUAUUAUACUGGAAAUUACAUCCUAAUCUAACAGCAAUGUUAACCUAGGUCUUUUUGAUAGAUAAUUAGUAGUUGUAUAUAACUGCAUUUGCAUACAUAUGUAAAAGUCCAAAGCAGAAUAUCAUGAAAUCAGUUCUUUCAGCUGUUGCAUAUUCUUUUUAGUUUUGUAAAUGCUAAAUAAUUGUGUAACCAUGUUGCCAGUCAUUUUAAAUAUGCUGCUUAUUUGUUUGUUUGUUUGUUGUUUAAUUUGCAUACAUUCACAUGAAUCUGAGAAUUUAUGAUCAUUUUUUAAAAAGUAAAUAAAAAGAAGAUCAUAGUAUUAUAUUCUUUAUACUAAAAAUAAUACCUUUUUGCGAAGUAAAGUAUAUAUCACUUACUCAGGGGAGAUAAGAAACAAAAUGUCCAAUUCAGGGGAGAUAAGGAACUAAAUAGAACUGUCAAACAGUAAACUGCCAGCUUUAAAAAAUAUAGAAUAUGCCAAAACACAUAAUUUUAGCACCUGGUGAUGAUCCAUAGCCUGACAGGUUUAGUCCUUCAUAGUCCUUCCUCAGAGGCAAAAUGGUGGAUUAAUAGUUGCACCCUAUUUAAAUUGAUCCGGUAUCCGGGGGAUCCUACCAGCUUUACUUCAUUUUGUAAGAUAUAUAUAAAAAAAAAAAAACAAGAACGGAUACCCCAUUUUUUUCUAUUUCCUGAUUGAUGAUACUUGAAAAAAAUAAUCCAUUAAUCAGUUUCUGAUUUAUUCAUCAAAGAAAACUUUCUCUUUAAAAAAGAAGUUUGCUCAAGUGGGGUGUCUGUUUUUGUUGGUACCUUUUGCGAUACCACUUUAAAAUUAGACUUAUUUUCAUAGGAUUUUUAUAAGCUGAAAAUUCUUUUCAUUUAGGUUAGUGAGAAAAAUUGGAAUGAAAAUAUUAUAGGGAUAAUUCUAGGUUUAAAUAAGUGUACACAUAUGAUAAUAUGUAUAUUCACUGGUAGAUUUACGCAAUAGAGAGAAGUAUACAUUGUUAAUAUUUCAAAUUAUUGUAAAAGUAUAUGUGAUAAACUUGUUACUAUUUAUUGUUGACAAUUUUAUCCUGGACUCUAUAUAUACAUUGUUUUCUUUUUUGUUACUGUUGAUACCGGUUUAUAAACUGAGUGUGAAAUAUAUUAACAUUUGACAACACAUGAAAGGUUUUGUUAUUUUUUAAAGUUUUAAGCAGAAUUACAUCAUCUUAGAAAAUUAGUGAUGAGUUUAUUCAAUUUGAAAUAAGCCUUUAUUUACAAAGAAUUAUUAUUGAUAUUCUUCAAUUUUAAGUAUUUUGGUAGAAGUAAGUUUAAGCCUUUUUUAUCAGUAGUUAAAUCAAGGAAUUAAGCGUCAUAUAAUGUAGAUGAUGCUACUCUCACAAAUUUGUUUUUUUUUCUCAUCAAAAUGCCUUAAAAAGCAACAUGCAGCAUUGAAUAAGAUUUUGAUUUUCUGGAAAUAUGUAAAAUUAUGAAAAAAGUUUUUUUAGACUCCUUGUUAUUUGAUUUCCAGUAGGAUUUGACAACUUUUAGAUUUUUUUUCCUGUGAGUUAAACAAAUAUAUGGGAAAUUUGCCCUACCCCUUUCAUAAGCUAAAAAUUGUGAACUUUCAAUAGAUGUUCCUAAUUUGACACUAUUAAGGCAUUUUUCUGGAAUAAUUAGUGCCUUAUCAUUACAAUGUUAAAUGUUCAUUCCUCUCCAAAUCUGUGAUCAUUCUUUAAAAAAUUGAAGUAAUAGAAAAAAACAAUGACAUAUUUUAAAUGAUUUUCUAACUUGGUCUCAGAUGGUAUUACUAUAUAUUUCAUCACUCUUAGCUUUAUCCAGAAAUUGUGCAUUCUGUGUUUAUAUUAAAAUGUCAAUGAAAAUCAUAGAAAUACUACAUAUAUUUGUAACUUUUUAAAAUCUUUUCCAUUUUCAAAAAGAUCAUCUUUCUAGUCCAUUCUUUUUAUCAGGAGUUACAUACUAUUUACUUGUAUUUCAAACCCAUUAUAACCUUCUUGUAAUUUUUAUAUUGAUGUUACUAUAAUUUGAUGAUUUAGAGUUUAUAGUAGAAUUUUCUUUAUUUAAUGCUUAGCUUUACCAUAGGAAUGUGCUAUAUCUAAUUAUAUUCUUAACACUUGGACAAUCUUUGUAAAUAAUAACGCUCAAUAAAUUGAGUCAUAUAUAUAAUGUGUAGCUUUGUGUAGUUGUGUGUGUGUUUGCAUGGUUAUCACCUAUAACAUUUCACAAACAUGAUUAUUUUUAUAUAGAUUUAUUUUAUUUCUUGCACCUAACAGUUUUUGGGGUAAAGAUUGCAUUCAAUUCCUUUAUGUGGCUGACUUGAUAGUAAUCAAUUUUCCAGAUUUUAUCACUACUUGUGAGAUAAAAAAACAUAGUGCAUUGAGCACAACAUCCUAUCCAUGAACAUGAUUAGAAAUUUAUCAAUGAAAUAUAUACUCAGAUAUGCAAGUUAUAAAAUGAUGUGUAUGUGUAUAACCAUACUUGUUAAGAAAAUUACAUAAUGUGUGCAUGGCGGAUGAAUCUAGUAUCUGUUCUAAAAGUAUCAAUGAUGUCAUGUUAAAGUACUAUUUAAAAUUGCAGUCACCGUAUCUUCCUUUGUCCAUUAUUGUAGUUGAACCUUCCAAUGCUUAGUUCAAUGUAAUGUUUAAUUUUUAGUGCUUACUGUAAAAUAAAUGCAAUCUUUACCCUCAUUAAAUUUAAUAUAAUUAAAGUAUUUCCUGUGGCUACAGAUAUACAAGUAAUCCAUGGGGACCAAAUAUCAGAACUCAUAGAAUCUUCUAUUUGAUUGGAUUUUAAUGAAUUUUUGUUCUAAUCAUAGUACUAGAUUUAAGUAUAAGACAUAACAAAUAAGUUAGGAACUGGUAAAAUUAUAGUACUAGAUUCAAGUAUAAGACAUAACAAGUAAGUGAGAAACUGGUAAGAAAAGCUUGAUACUGUAAAGUGCUGGGCAAUGAGCAAUCCUUAAAUUUCUUAGUGCUAGAUACAUAGUUGUGGUGCAAAUUUUGGAAAAUCCCUAAAUGUAUAAUAGUAUUAUAUUUAAUUUACAUAUAUAUUUAAAAGGUUAUGAAAAUAGAAUAAAAGUGCAAUUAUUGUUGUUGUAUAUUCCUAUUGAUUGGUAAGAUUGUUAUCAAUAGGUUUAACAUAUUUUUUAAAUGAGCGAUGAAAUUGUAUAAUUCUUUAGAAAGGAUCACCCUUGUAAUUUUAUGUACAUAUACAUAGCUCAUCUGUUUAUAAAAUACAUAAUCAUAUGUUCUGUAAAGGAUGUUCACUACACUUCUUUUUGACUUUUUGUCAGAUAUUCGGAAUUACUAGUUUUAUCUAUGUAGUGCCAAUCAAAAUUUUGCCUGCUUACCCCUAGUUUUUCUUUUCAUAAUUAUAUUACAUAUAGUUAAAAAAGCCAAUUUUGAAAAUCUUAUAAAAUCAUUGUUAUUUUUUCAUAGGAAAAAGGUGCCAAUGUUAAGUUAAUGAAAAGUCUAGAAAGAAUCAUUUUCUGCCAAAUUUUCAUUUUUUUUCUGCUUUUUGUGUUUGAUUAUUUAUAUACUAUCAAUUUAUAACAGUUUUUAAAAAAGCUUGUUAUUUUAAAACAGAGGAGCGAACAUCCUUAAAAUAUCCUUAGAAAUGCAGUACAUUAAAUUUAAUGAACUUACUGUAGACAGACAAGUAUACCCUGGAUAUUUCUUUGUAUGUACUCAAAUUAGGCCAGUGUAACAUAUAUUUAUGAAUAACUGCUCAUAAUGAUUGAUAGUUGAUCAUGUCUUAAUCUGCUUAAUUACGCUUUUUUUAAUCUGACUAGCUUUAAUAGCCGAUCCGUUUUUCACUAAACUGGAAAAUAUAGUCAAAAUAUAUUCUUGGCCUUGUAACAGAAUGGGUGUGUUUUGGUCUAUUUGUUUCCGAUGAAAUUUGCUUAGGUGAAACAUCUUGACUGAAGUGACUUUAGCUUUAAUGUAUUUGAGUUGUAUCUGGGUCAUUAGGGUUGAACAACUGGACUUCUUAAAUAGCUAAUGACAAAAGUCAGUUUCAUUAAAUCCUUGCAAGAAAAUUUGGGAAUGCUUUUCAUGCUAUUACAUUGAAUUUUGAACAUGAGAAUUUUGAUCUUAAGAAUUGUUUGUUGUUCCUGUACUAGUAAUUUCACAUUUAUCAAAACAGAUAUUCCAGUAUAUGAUUGUUUUGUUGGUGAUGACAAUAUGUUUAGAGUUUGUUCAUAUUCCUCAACAUUAGAAGCCAUAACACAUUUAGUUUUGUAAUAUCAGUGAGUAUUUAGAUAAGAGCACAAAGUCUAAAAUUUUGAUAAAUCCUCAUACAUAUAUCUAUCCAUAGUAUGCCAUUUUGUAGGACUUCAAACACAUACCCUAUAAGGGAAGGCACAUCUUAACAGCAGGUUCAAUGUGACGUCAUGUUAAUGCAUUCUUUCAAUAAAAUGUAUUUGAGAAAAGUGGCAAUUCUUCAGAAAAGAGUAGAUUAUAAUAGUUUUCAAGUUAGUUAGGUCUAAUGGAGUACAACAUAAUGUUAACAGAACUUAAUGCACAUUAAUUUUUAAAAUUAUUCUAUUUUCUGGACAUGAAUCAAGAAAAUAAAUGUAAAGUUAGUAUAGAAGCAACAGUGAUUUUAUUUAUCUGUAUUUACCUAGAACUUAAUAAAAAAAAUAAUGUCACAGAUAAUUAAAAGCUUUUAAUAUAUGUUUUAUUUAUUAUUUAAUGUUUAUUGCUUUUCUUUCAUUUAUACAUGUUUAACAUUUACUUGAAAAUGCUUUUUACAAUCAGCUCAAAAUUUGUGUUCCUGUGUGAAAAUUCAGUAGACACAUUGAAUGUGCAAAUUAUUUUUCAGUUAUUAAACAAAGAAAAUAAAAGAUGUUUAGAAACUAAAAGUCCUGUUUCAUAAACCCUUAAAACUGAUUUUUUUUUUUAUAUAAAUCAUGUUCAAUCAUUCAGUUGAUUAAUUGAUAAUAUUGAAUCUUUCUGAUUUAAUAUAUAUGUUCUGAUAUAUAAGAAAUAAAAAAAAAGACAAUUCUUUCUAAUCCAUUGAUCCAUUUUAUUAGUAUGGAUGUAUGUUUUAUAGAAUGAUAGUGCUGAUGUAGAAUCUAUUAUGACUGACAGUAAUACAUUAUGUGUUACUUAAUCCUUCUAUCAGCAUUGUUAAAUAUACUUGUUGUUAUAUUAAAUGACUUCUCAAUACA
Mytilus californianus (California mussel) is the source of this 9509-nucleotide messenger RNA. RefSeq lists its product as uncharacterized. The record is from RefSeq and is a predicted model, not a curated record. Gene Ontology annotation, molecular function: nuclear receptor activity; RNA polymerase II cis-regulatory region sequence-specific DNA binding; zinc ion binding. Gene Ontology annotation, biological process: positive regulation of transcription by RNA polymerase II; negative regulation of transcription by RNA polymerase II; hormone-mediated signaling pathway. Lineage: Eukaryota; Metazoa; Mollusca; Bivalvia; Mytilida; Mytilidae. The coding region runs from base 194 to 2788 and encodes 864 amino acids. The transcript has 11 exons.